Messenger RNA from Closterium sp. NIES-65, 3891 nucleotides. The record is from the annotation of a GenBank genome assembly. NCBI's taxonomy places the organism in Eukaryota, Viridiplantae, Streptophyta, Zygnematophyceae, Desmidiales, Closteriaceae.
AUGGAUGAACUCAAGUCUUGGCUGGCGAGACUUCCGGCACCCGCUGACCUGGUCAUCCUCAUUGACACCCGGCUCAUCCACAGAAUCCCCAACCUCGACCUAAAACUUCGACCUCACUCCUCCGCUCACGCCCCAGCACUUCUCUCUACCGAGAGCGCCACAGGGAGGCCCACGCUCAUCGGCGGUGUCUCUAUCCUCUCUUUCAACAGGGCUAUCUCACUGUCCUCUCCAGCCCCCUCCGCAGACGGCAGACUAAUCACUGCCGAGUCUAACCGCCUUGACCAAGCAAGACUCCACCUGGCCAGGUAUGAAGCCUCAAAAGCCUCCGAAAUUGCGCUCAAGGCCAAGCUUAAAGUGGAAGGGCACAGGGAAAUGGGAGUCUCCUCCCUUCUCUCUGGCCUCAACUCGCGAAUCAAGGGCUCGAUCAUCAGCUCCCUGACCUUACCCAAUGGACAAACAACGUCGGACCUCCCCACCAUGACAAACCUGUGCUCCAACUUCUUCCAGACACUUUACAGCGGGAACAACCCCGCCUCCGUAAACUCGGCCUUCUGGCAACACAUCCCUCCCUCCUCCAUCCCGAACCCCCUACUCCUACGCCUCGGCGCCCCCUUCUCCCUAGCUGAAAUUGGAAAAGCACUACUCUCUCUGUCCCGAGGAAAAACCCCCGGCCCAGACGGUCUGCCCGGGGAACUCUUUCGGCAAUUCGCCCCACGAUUUGCACCGGUCUUCCAUUCCCUGCUCUCCCCUCCGCAACCUCUCUCUCGCUUACCCCCGUCUAUGCUGACCGGACGCACCGUCCUCAUCCCCAAACGGGGUGACUCCUCGCUCGUAGAAAAUCUUCGCCCCAUCACCCUCAUGAACGCUGAUUACAAGAUACUCGCGCUGUGUCUUGCUAACCGCCUCCAGCUCGUUCUUCCCCAGAUCAUCCACCCGUCCCAAACCGCCUUCAUCAAACACAGGAAAAUUGGAGACACAAUCAACGACACCCUUGACAUCAUGGACUGGGCAGCAUUCUCAUCAACCCCUCUCCUCGCUCUUACGGUAGACUUUCGAAAGGCCUACGACCUGGUCGACCGCCCCUUUCUCCUCCAAGCCUUAGCGGUCCUAGGGAUUCCAGCUCCCUUCAUACAUUGGGUACGACUAAUGCACUCCGACACGAACACACGAAUCUCCGUCAACAACAUGCUCGGCCCAACCUUCCCUGUCCGUACGGGCGUCCGACAGGGUUGUCCUCUGGCACCUCUUCUUUUCGUCUGUGUCAUAGAGAUCUUCCACCGAUACAUGUCUCUCUUCCUACCCGGCUUCUCUCUGUCUCCCGUCCAGCGCCGACUCAUGGCAUGUUACGCGGACGAUGUCACUCUCUUCCUCACCUCAGACACAGAGCUCGGCCUCGCAGUGAUACUCCUCGGCGUCUUCGGUUCCGUGUCUGGGGAGGAAUUUCACGAUGACGCCACACGCCUCCUCCCAGAUCUCAUCAACGCUAUCAAGCCUCCCUGGUGGGCCGGCCUCCGAUCCCCUCACUCCUCCUCUGCCUCCCUUGGAGAUUGGUUCAUGCCCUCGGAUGACCACUACUCCAUAUCUCACCUCGCUAUCCAGGUCGUCGCUUUCAUCCCCCCCUCUACCGUCUCGGCUACUGUCCACCCCGUCUCGCCCAACCAUCGCAUCGGCCGUACCCCAAUCAAAACCGGACUCUUCCGUUUACAAGACCUCAUUGAGGUGUAUGUCAGGGAAUGGUGGCUCGCAGGGCCACUUCACACAGGGACAGGGUUAGGAGCUAGGGUAGAACUUCUACAGGACGGCACCCCCAGCCUCGCCGACAUCCGCCGUCUCCUCUACUCCACACAGCCGCUUACUCACCACAGUCGAUGGACCCGAGACCUCACCCUUCCUCCUCCCCCUCUCCCUGGCCUUAAGGACCCCUUUCUCAAAGACCAGCCGAGCCGCCAACGGGAUAUCCUCUUCAGACUCUACACACUAACUCUCCCCUCUGGAUCACGCUUCCAAUAUUUUGACGACCGAGGGGUUUGCCCCCGGUGUCCUGCUGCUGUUAUAGAGACACUGCCGCAUAUCUUCUUCGAAUGCGCCUCCGCCGGAAAUGUCAUCUCUGCUCUGCGCACAGUCGCUGACCGUCACCUCGGACAAACCGCCCCCGCCGAACACAUCUUCUUCCCGCCACAGUCACGGUCCAUGCCCGUUUCCGCGCUACAGGCGGAAGAACGGAGCUCCUCCGCGCCGCAGGCGGAAGAACGGAGCUCCUCCGCGCCGCAAGCGGAAGAACGGAGCUCCUCCGCGCCGCAGACGGAAGAACGGAGCUCCUCCGUGCCGCAGGCGGAAGAACGGAGCUCCUCCGCACCGCAGGCGGAAGAACGGAGCUCCUCCGCGCCGCAGGCGGAAGAAAGGAGCUCCUCCGCACCGCAGGCGGAAGAACGGAGCUCCUCCGCGCCGCAGGCGGAAGAACGGAGCUCCUCCGCGCCGCAGGCGGAAGAUCGGAGCUCUUCCGCGCCGCAGGCGGAAGAUCGGAGCUCUUCCGCGCUGCAGGCGGAAGAACGAAGCUCUUCCGCGCUCCAGGCGGAAGACCGGAGGCUUCCGCUGCUGACCGUUGCAGGCGGAAGGUCGGAGCGCUUCCACGGUGCAGGCGGAAGGUCGGAGCGCUUCCGCGGUGCAGGCGGAAGGUCGGAGCGCUUCCGCGGUGCAGGCGGAAGGUCGGAGCGCUUCCGCGGUGCAGGCGGAAGGUCGGAGCGCUUCCGCGGUGCAGGCGGAAGGUCGGAGCGCUUCCGCGGUGCAGGCGGAAGGUCGGAGCGCUUCCGCGGUGCAGGCGGAAGGUCGGAGCGCUUCCGCGGUGCAGGCGGAAGGUCGGAGCGCUUCCGCGGUGCAGGCGGAAGGUCGGAGCGCUUCCGCGGUGCAGGCGGAAGGUCGGAGCGCUUCCGCGCUGCAGGCGGAAGGUCGGAGCGCUUCCGCGCUGCAGGCGGAAGGUCGGAGCGCUUCCGCGCUGCAGGCGGAAGGUCGGAGCGCUUCCGCGCUGCAGGCGGAAGGUCGGAGCGCUUCCGCGGUGCAGGCGGAAGGUCGGAGCGCUUCCGCGGUGCAGGCGGAAGGUCGGAGCGCUUCCGCGCUGCAGGCGGAAGGUCGGAGCGCUUCCGCGCUGCAGGCGGAAGGUCGGAGCGCUUCCGCGCUGCAGGCGGAAGGUCGGAGCGCUUCCGCGCUGCAGGCGGAAGGUCGGAGCGCUUCCGCGCUGCAGGCGGAAGGUCGGAGCGCUUCCGCGGUGCAGGCGGAAGGUCGGAGCGCUUCCGCGGUGCAGGCGGAAGGUCGGAGCGCUUCCGUGCUGCAGGCGGCAGGUCGGAGCGCUUCCGCGCUGCAGGCGGAAGGUCGGAGCGCUUCCGCGCUGCAGGCGGAAGGUCGGAGCGCUUCCGCGCUGCAGGCGGAAGGUCGGAGCGCUUCCGCGGUGCAGGCGGAAGGUCGGAGCGCUUCCGCGCUGCAGGCGGAAGGUCGGAGCGCUUCCGCGCUGCAGGCGGAAGUUUUUGUCCCCUCGCGCCAUCCCCCUCCCUUCCCCUUCCCCUCUUCCGCAACUACUCCUUUUCCACCCUGAUCCGCGCCCCUCCCCGCCAUUUCCGCAUUUCCCUCAUCCCCUCUCUCUCCUCUAUGCCCUCUCCCCUCUCUCUCCCGGCUCUUCAUCUCUUUCCCCUACCCUCCGCUUCCCUCCCCCCUUCCCACCCCGAUCACUCUCGCUCCCCUCUCCGUUUCCAGCCCUCGCUUUCGUUUCCUCUCCUUCGCGCACCUUGUGGUAACUCUCGUAGCGUAACCCCUAUUCCCGUUUCCUCUCUCCCUGUUUCUCCUCUCCCUGUUUUCUCCUAUGGACGCCAUGACGAUAUUCCCUUGCAAUGUGUGGAAUGA